Hylaeus anthracinus is the source of this 2538-nucleotide messenger RNA. RefSeq names its product intraflagellar transport protein 80 homolog (gene Oseg5). Gene Ontology annotation, biological process: cilium assembly. The record is from RefSeq and is a predicted model, not a curated record. Gene Ontology annotation, molecular function: protein binding. Gene Ontology annotation, cellular component: cilium; intraciliary transport particle B; centrosome. The coding region runs from base 144 to 2495 and encodes 783 amino acids. The transcript has 16 exons. Lineage: Eukaryota; Metazoa; Arthropoda; Insecta; Hymenoptera; Colletidae.
AUACAUCUCACUUGAAAGCUUGAAGGUUCGUACAAGCAUGCGAUCACACGUGAUCGAAUUUAUGCAAUAGAAUAAUACAAUAAGGUUACGAAGGUGUUGACAAAUAUUUUUAAUCAUAAGUUGAGGUAAUAGAAUCGUGUAAUAUGAGAUUUAAAAUAUCUUCGCAAAAUCGUAAUGGUCAUAAACGGUUGGUAACGUGUGUAGCAUGGAGUUCAGCGGAAGAAAUUUAUUCCUGCGGGGAGGAUCAUUUAUUAAUAUCUUGGUACUUAGAAGGUGGAACCCCCCAUUCCACAAUUGUUACUCAAUUUUCUGAUGACUUUUAUCCGACUGAUAUGCAAUGGCAUCCGAGGCAAAACUAUGCUGUAUCGAUCACAAAGAAACAAUCAUUGGAUGUACUGUUAAUUACUACAGCUGAUGGAAAAUAUCAUUUGGUAAAUAAGAAUGGUCGCAUAGAAAAAAGUAUUGAUGCUCAUAAAGGAGCAACAAUUGUAGGCAGAUGGAGUAGCGAUGGUUCUGCGCUUCUAACUGCUGGAGAGGAUGGUUUGAUAAAAAUUUGGUCGCGUAGUGGCAUGCUUCGCUCUGUUAUAGUUAGAGGUGCAUUCCCUAUUUUAGCUGCUGCGUGGAGUCCAGAUUGUACAUCUGUACUCUAUUCUCAAGGAGCUUACUUAACCUUCCAGUCACUUAAUUCUAAUUCUAAGCCUCGAAAGCUACUUGCACACGAUGGUUUUAUUUUAGUUGUAUGCUGGAGUCAUACUCAUGGACUCGUUAUCUCUGGUGGAGAAGAUUGUCGGUACAAGGUAUGGGACCCCAAUGGGAGUCAGCUAUUUUCCAGCAAUGUAGGUGAUCACCCUAUCACAUCACUGAGUUGGAGUUACUCUGGAAACCACUUUGCUGUUGGAUCUUUUAAUACAAUCAAACUUUGUGAUAAAACAGGAUGGUCCCAUUCACUAGAAAAAAUUAAUACUGGAAGUAUAUACAGUAUUGCUUGGUCUAGCGACAGUACUCAAGUUGCUAUGGCUUGCAGUAAUGGAACAGUGCUGACUGGGCAUAUAAUAGACAGGAGAUUAGAGUGGAAUAAUUAUGUAGCUACAUUGGUUAAAAGAAAAGUGAUUGAAGUCAGACAUAUUGGUAACGAAAUUCGAGAAACAUUGGAGAUAUCGGAUCGCGUGGUUCAGCUAGAAUUUGAUUUUGAUCAUUUAGUUGUCAUUACACCAGCACAAUGUCACGUUUACUCUGUAGUAAAUUGGAAUACGCCAGCCAUAUUUGAUUUGAAGAAUACCAGUGUAUCAGCAGUACUUCUUGCAGAGAAGCACUUUUUAUUAGUUGAAUGGAAUAGCGUAUCGUUGUAUAGUUAUCAAGGCCGUUUAUUGGGAACUCCAAAAUGGAAAGGAAUGACACAGGAACGACUUCAUCCUUCUUGCAUAUCAUUGUGCACUGACACUUUGGUUUUAAGAUCGCAGAAUAACGAAAAAUUAUUUCACGUUCUGGAAAUUGCUUACAACAAACCUAUAACAGAAAGUCAACCUUACACGCAUCUUCAAAGUAUCACAAGAAUAGCCUUAAACCAUAUUGGCGGGCCCACUGAUCGACAAGUAGCAUUAAUUGAUAGCAAUAAGGACUUGUUCCUGGUUUCAAUUAGAACGACUGGUUUUGGUAGAGUGUGCAAAAUAGCUGCUAUGGCGCAAGACAUCGCGUGGGCGACCGAUGCGAAUGUCUUAGCAGCAAUGUUAGAUGCAACACUAUCGGUGUGGCUGUGCCCUAAUUGCGUGCAUUAUAGUGAUCGUAAAAUAAUAAAAAAAACAAGAAUCGAUAAGGAAAGCAGUGAAUUUGGUAGACAACCAAGUAUAGCAAAUGUAUAUAAUGGUAUGGUAAUGAUACGACGUGGUGAUGGGGCAUUAGUAGCUUCUACUUUUUAUACAUUUUUCAUUAGUCUUCAUCAGCACAUACUAAACAAAAGAUGGAAAGAAGCGUUGUCUCUUUGUCGAAUUGCGCAGAAUGAAAUAUUGUGGACUUGUAUGGCUGUUAUGGCAACUGAUAAUAAAGAAUUGAAUGCCGCGGAAGAAGCAUAUGCAGCAAUAUCGAGAUAUGACAAAGUUGACUAUAUUCAAUAUAUAAAGAGUCUACCAAAUAAAUCCGAGAGAUUGGCAGAAAUGGCACUUCUGUCAGGUGAUUUAUUAACCGCAGAGGGCAUCCUUUUGCAAAAUGGAUUAAUCGAAGAAGCCAUACGAAUCAAUAUUGAAGUAUACAACUGGAAUAGAGCGUUAGAAUUGUCAAUCAGACACAAAAAGCAACAGGAGGAGGUACUGAACGCAAGAAAGAAGUACCUUCAAGUGAUCAAUAAGGACGAAACAAAUCAAAGCUUUCUCGCGUACCUGGCAAACGUUGCCAAAUCACAAGAAACCAGCGAAAAACCUUCAAUUCGUCAAGAUGAUGUUGAUCUACCAGAAAUAGAAAUACACAACCGUGAAUCGUCGGAUCCAGAAAUAAAUACGUGAAAGAACAACACCGGCUGCGUUUAUACAAAUUAUUUAUUAAAAU